This is a messenger RNA of Lathyrus oleraceus (garden pea), 480 nucleotides long. RefSeq lists its product as uncharacterized. The transcript has a single exon. The coding region runs from base 1 to 480 and encodes 159 amino acids. NCBI's taxonomy places the organism in Eukaryota, Viridiplantae, Streptophyta, Magnoliopsida, Fabales, Fabaceae. The record is from RefSeq and is a predicted model, not a curated record.
AUGUCAAUUUUUAUGCACAAAUACAUCGAGCGGAUCGUCAAUAUUGAGGGUGACGAUAAUUAUGGUUAUCGAGCUGUUUCGGCUUUACUUGGUAAAGGUGAAGAUAAUCAUACAUUGUCUGCCAUCAACUUCCAUGAUUUUAGGACUCAUAAAAAAUCAUACACACGACUUUACAAAAAGAAAGAGAACUUUGAUGCAAUUUAUGAGUCUCUUAUUCCUUGCUUUAGCGGACCGACACCGGAGGUAAAAUGGAUGCGCUUCCCUAAAAUAGGUCACCUCAUAGCAUGUGCAUAUGAUAUAAUGUGUAUUGAUCUUACACGAUAUAGUUUUUCGAAAACCUUUUUCCCACCGCACACUGCUCUACCUCAAAAUCCAAAUGAUCUUAUUAUGUGCAUUGGAUUGCCUUCAAAAUCACGACAUUUCGUUCAAGUUUUAUUGAAAUCGGAAUUCCCUAUACCACUUACUGAAGGAGAAGAGUGA